This is a messenger RNA of Cylicocyclus nassatus, 1936 nucleotides long. The record is from the annotation of a GenBank genome assembly. Lineage: Eukaryota; Metazoa; Nematoda; Chromadorea; Rhabditida; Strongylidae.
AAUCUGUCUCUUAUUGGAAUUCUUUUGCUUCUUUGCGAUUAUUAGAGAAGAAAGAGAGAUCUCUUCUCAGCUUUGCGUUUUUUUGGCUUCCUUCCGUGGUGAAUUAAGGAUUUGCAGGGCUUAGUUCAGUCGGUUCGUUUCUGACGCAAUCAGGAUGGCCACUGCAGAAACUGAGGAUCAAACUUGGUUAGCCAAACAAGACCUCGAUAAGAUUGGUGCUGAAAAUCUCACUCCUCUAACGGAAGAAGUCAUAUCUCGGCAAGCCACCAUCAACAUUGGUACAAUCGGUCAUGUAGCUCAUGGAAAGUCAACUUUGGUAAAAGCUAUUUCUGGAGUGCAUACUGUCAAAUUCAAGAACGAGCUGGAAAGAAACAUUACGAUCAAGUUGGGAUAUGCAAAUGCAAAGAUUUAUCGUUGUUCCAACAUAGACUGUCCGCGCCCAGGUUGUUAUAGGUCGGCCGGCUCAUCCACUCCUGAUCGGUUUCCCUGUGAAAGACCAGGAUGCGGUGGACAAUUUACCUGCGUUCGUCACGUAUCCUUCGUCGACUGCCCUGGUCACGAUAUUCUUAUGGCUACUAUGCUUAACGGAGCAGCAGUCAUGGACGCAGCGUUCCUUUUAGUUGCAGGAAAUGAGCCAUGUCCGCAACCGCAAACAUCAGAACAUCUUGCCGCUGUAGAAAUCAUGCAACUUCAGCAUCUACUGAUUCUUCAAAAUAAGGUGGAUAUCAUCAAAGAAUCUCAAGCACGAGAGCAAUAUGAACAAAUAAAGUCGUUUGUGCAAGGUACAGUAGCCGAUAAGGCUCCGGUCAUACCGAUUUCUGCACAGCUCAAAUAUAAUGUUGACUUGGUGUGCGAAUAUUUAUGCAAGAAAGUGCCAGUUCCUCCACGAGAUUUUACCUCACCGGCUCGCUUGAUUGUUAUUCGAUCGUUUGAUGUCAAUAAGCCUGGGUCAGAAGUCGAGAACUUGAAGGGUGGUGUAGCUGGUGGCUCUAUACUUAGAGGUAUAUUGCGUGUUGGUCAAGAAAUUGAAGUCCGUCCUGGAAUUGUAUCCAAGUCGGGUGACGGCAAAGUUCAAUGUCGUCCAAUCUUUUCUAAGAUUGUAUCAUUAUUUGCUGAGCAAAACCAUCUAGAAUACGCUGUCCCAGGAGGGUUGAUAGGUGUUGGUACCAAGAUUGAUCCCACGCUUUGUCGUGGUGACCGAUUGGUAGGUCACAUUCUUGGAGCCGUAGGUACUCUGCCCGACAUCUUCACCGAAAUCGAAAUCAAUUUCUUCUUGCUACGACGGCUUCUUGGUGUACGUACUGAAGCAAAUAAAAAAGCUGCUAAGGUGCAAAAACUAGCUAAAGGUGAAGUGCUCAUGGUAAAUAUUGGAUCACUGUCUACUGGAUGCAGAGUUAUCGCAGUCAAAGGGGAAGCGGCAAAGAUAGCACUGACUGAUCCAAUCUGCACAGAGAUUGGCGAAAAGAUUGCUCUAUCCCGUCGUAUCGAGAAGCACUGGCGUCUGAUUGCGCUAAACGGUAGCUACGAAGCAAAAUCAAGUCUGCAUGGUACUCUUCAUGACUGAUCUAACCGUGUACCAGAGUUUUUUUUCCUCCGAUGAGUGACACAUUUCUAUGCAUUCAUUUUCUAUUUGACUCCUAUAACAUCUGCAGAAGGUCAUGGCUAGCUAAUAACUUAUUCCUUGCUUGUUUAUCCUUCGUAAAGAAAGAUGUUUAGAAUGUUUUCCAUGGGUUUGUGCCGGUCAAAACGGCAUUGUUGCCUCGUUUAUCGGUUUCGCUGUUGUUUGUUGUUUGUUUUUUCUUCGAUAGCAUCCACUUUCUCUGUCGUCAGCAUCUUUUCAGCCGAAUUAUAAUGAUUUUCUGAGCAAUUUUUUCAUUCGCUGAUCAUCUCUAUUUUGUAUCCGUUGUUAUGGGAAGUAUUUCAUAUAAAAUGUCAU